This is a messenger RNA of Acanthoscelides obtectus, 522 nucleotides long. The record is from the annotation of a GenBank genome assembly. NCBI's taxonomy places the organism in Eukaryota, Metazoa, Arthropoda, Insecta, Coleoptera, Chrysomelidae.
AGUCUCGUUGUCAAUGUCAAUGCCAACCUUCAGUUGUCACUUGUCACAACAUAACCUCUAAAAAAUACAUUUUCAUCCAGUUUUUUAAACUUAAACAAUCAAUGCAAGAAAAUCCUCGACCAAUUUCGAAUGUUAUUAUUGUAGUCGAAAUAUCCCAUACUCGAUUUUCUUCAGAAGCAUAUCCCAAAUAUGGCAAAGCAUCAUCCGGAUCUGAUCUUCUGCCGAAAACAGCCAGGCGUUGCCAUUGGACGUCUUUGCGAGAAAUGUGACGGAAAAUGUGUGAUCUGUGACUCCUAUGUGCGACCCUGCACCCUAGUCCGGAUAUGUGAUGAAUGCAACUAUGGGUCGUACCAAGGUAGGUGCGUUAUUUGCGGCGGACCCGGCGUAUCCGAUGCUUACUACUGUAAAGAAUGUACGAUACAGGAGAAAGACAGGGAUGGAUGUCCCAAGAUCGUAAACCUGGGAAGCUCCAAGACUGACCUGUUUUAUGAACGGAAAAAAUAUGGUUUCAAGAAGAGAUAG